This is a messenger RNA of Drosophila willistoni, 3329 nucleotides long. It is a transcript of the gene nAChRalpha1, whose product is annotated as acetylcholine receptor subunit alpha-like 1. The transcript is spliced from 10 exons. Gene Ontology annotation, molecular function: acetylcholine-gated monoatomic cation-selective channel activity; transmembrane signaling receptor activity. Gene Ontology annotation, cellular component: neuron projection; postsynaptic membrane; synapse. Bases 959 to 2695 code for a protein of 578 amino acids. The record is from RefSeq and is a predicted model, not a curated record. Gene Ontology annotation, biological process: signal transduction; monoatomic ion transmembrane transport; nervous system process. NCBI's taxonomy places the organism in Eukaryota, Metazoa, Arthropoda, Insecta, Diptera, Drosophilidae.
AUAUGUGUAUAUAAAUAAUACAACUCGCAACUCAAUGUCAGUAAACUGAAAUAUCAAGUGUUCAAAGUGCGUGAAAAAAAUUCAAUAUAUAUAUGAGAUAAAAGUGUCGUGGCGUCUCCAGUUUCUAUUUUGUUGAUGCGAUACAUCGGUCAGCAGCGGCUGAGCUGUAAUCCAUGCCAAAAUUCAAGACUGCUAACUGGAAUUGUUUCAUAACCUAUAACAACAUCAACAACAACAACAAAGUGCUGCCAGCAACAAGAACAACAAAGAAAUUAGUCCCUAAUGCCAGGAAUUUUUGAGACAAAAAACAAAAACCAAACAAAUAUGCCAAAUACUCAUGGAAUUGUCAUUAAGUGCUAAAAAGCUAAACUAAAAGAUGUGGCAAAUGCAACAUUGAUCGUAUAUACAUACAUUAACCACAAGAACUGCAUCACCAUCCAACGGAAAGAGCAGCAUCCAACCAAAACCAACAUCGAGUAUAGUUCAAAUACAACUCCCUCGAGUAGAUUGAGUGCUGCUGUAAAGCAGCACAAUAGCUGCCAUUAAAAUAGACGCCGCAGUGCAACAACAACGCUGCCGUCGUCAUAAUCAACGCCAGCGCCAGCAUCAUCCACAUCAUCGCCAUCGUAGACGACGACGACGCAGUAGUAGCAGCACCGGCAAUACCAACAGCAACACCAACAGCAACACAAAUAGCAGCCAAAAUCAGAGCCUGUUAGGCGUUGUGGGUGUGGCAACAAAUUGUUGCCCUUUGCUGGCCAAUCAACAGCGAAUCGAAGAUAGCGGCAGUGGCAACGACGACGACGGCGGCGGCGGCGGCGGCAGCGGUGGCAGCACAACUACAUCAGCAACUAUAAGCCAACAGCAACGAGUCCGACGACAACGCCGCUCUCAAGAUCUGUCAAGAUUUGUGGGCAAUGCAACGUUUUAUGCAGCAACGGGUUGGACCUGGCCUAAAAUGGGAAGCGUGCUAUUCGCAACAGUUAUCAUAGCACUACAUUUUGCCACCGGCGGCCUGGCCAACCCAGAUGCAAAACGCCUCUACGACGAUUUACUGAGCAAUUACAAUCGCCUCAUCCGGCCUGUUGGCAAUAACUCGGAUCGUUUGACUGUUAAAAUGGGUCUGCGACUGUCACAGCUCAUCGAUGUGAAUUUAAAAAAUCAAAUUAUGACUACCAAUGUAUGGGUGGAGCAGGAAUGGAAUGAUUACAAAUUGAAGUGGAAUCCCGAUGACUAUGGUGGCGUGGAUACAUUGCAUGUACCCUCCGAGCAUAUAUGGCUGCCGGAUAUUGUGCUCUAUAACAACGCUGAUGGCAACUAUGAAGUGACAAUAAUGACUAAAGCAAUUCUUCACCAUACAGGAAAAGUUGUGUGGAAACCACCUGCCAUUUAUAAAUCAUUUUGUGAAAUUGAUGUCGAAUUUUUUCCAUUCGAUGAACAAACAUGUUUUAUGAAAUUCGGCUCUUGGACUUAUGAUGGUUAUAUGGUUGAUUUGCGUCACUUGAAACAAACUGCCGAUUCGGAUAACAUUGAGGUUGGCAUCGAUCUGCAGGAUUAUUACAUUUCCGUCGAAUGGGAUAUUAUGCGUGUGCCAGCGGUGCGAAACGAGAAAUUUUAUAGCUGCUGUGAAGAACCCUAUCUAGAUAUUGUAUUUAAUCUAACACUGCGACGCAAAACUCUAUUCUAUACCGUUAAUUUGAUUAUACCCUGUGUGGGUAUAUCAUUCCUAUCGGUGUUAGUUUUCUAUCUGCCCAGCGAUUCUGGCGAGAAAAUCUCAUUGUGUAUCAGUAUUCUGCUAUCGUUAACCGUGUUUUUUUUGCUGCUUGCCGAAAUUAUACCGCCGACCUCGUUGACAGUUCCGCUAUUAGGAAAAUAUUUACUAUUCACUAUGAUGCUGGUUACGCUAUCUGUUGUGGUCACCAUUGCGGUGCUCAAUGUGAAUUUCAGAUCACCUGUAACACAUCGAAUGGCUCCGUGGGUGCAACGUAUCUUUAUUAAAAUCCUGCCUAAAUUGCUUUGCAUUGAGCGGCCAAAGAAGGAGGAGCCCGAAGAGGAUCAACCGCCAACUGAAGUGCUCACCGAUGUGUUUCAUUUGCCGCCGGAUGUGGAUAAGUUUGUCAACUAUGAUACGAAACGUUUCAGCGGUGACUAUGGCAUACCAGCUUUACCGGCCUCUCAUCGCUUCGAUUUGGCAGCAGCGGGCGGCAUUAGUGCCCAUUGCUUCGGUGAACCGCCGUUACCUUCCUCACUGCCACUGCCCGGUACCGAUGAUGAUCUCUUUAGUCCAUCAGGCGGCCUGAAUGGUGAUCUUAGCCCUGGCUGUUGUCCAGCCGCUGCUGCUGCGGCGGCGGCGGCUGCGGCAGCAGCAGCUGCAGCUGCCGAUCUCAGUCCCACAUUCGAGAAACCCUAUGCCAGGGAAAUGGAAAAAACCAUUGAAGGAUCUCGUUUUAUAGCCCAGCAUGUGAAAAACAAGGAUAAGUUUGAAAGCGUCGAAGAGGAUUGGAAAUACGUUGCAAUGGUUUUGGAUCGUAUGUUUCUUUGGAUUUUCGCAAUCGCUUGCGUGGUCGGUACAGCACUAAUUAUAUUGCAAGCUCCAAGUCUGUACGAUCAAUCGCAGCCGAUUGAUAUACUUUAUUCGAAAAUUGCCAAAAAGAAAUUCGAAUUACUGAAAAUGGGCAGUGAAAAUACCUUAUAGCGUCCACUUGGGUUCGCAGCGGGCUGGUGGAAUUUAAUCAUCAGCUCGUUGCGAACCCUGUUCGCCGCUCGCGACGAUGAUCGUGGAUAAUAUACAAUAUCCAGCAAUACCAUCAGCACCAGCAGUCUGUCAGCAGCAUCAGCGUUGUACAACACUAAUAGCACGAGCAUGAGCAGUGUUAACAACGAUAAUGUGACUGAAAAUGCAACCUCAUGGUAUACAUAGUAGGUCCCAAGAGCGAAGCGAACAUUGCGAAAUAAUAACAUAAAAAUCGAAAAGUCAUAAGAAAGUGAAGAGAAAUACUUGGAGUUGUUUGGAGCAGUUGAUCAAAAAUAUGUAUGUAAAAUGUAGUAGUGUUGAUUAACCGUGUGGCAAGGAAAAAAGGAAAAUAAAAACUGUGUUGGACAGAACAGCAACCAAAGCCAAGGCAAAAAUUUAGUUAGUAAGUUUUUUGAUGUGUAUGUAUGAUGAUGAUUGUGAUUAAGGUCAACAUCCAAGUGUUGGUAGUGGUGGUAAUCGACCAGUGUUGUAAAAAUCGUAUGGAGUUUUGUAAUUUGUAUUAAAAUUUUGAGCGCCAAAAAGUUCCUUGUUGAGUUUUUAGUUUUACGGUACACACACACACACACACACACAG